This is a messenger RNA of Lathyrus oleraceus (garden pea), 1704 nucleotides long. RefSeq names its product DNA replication licensing factor MCM7. Gene Ontology annotation, biological process: DNA strand elongation involved in DNA replication; DNA replication initiation; double-strand break repair via break-induced replication. Gene Ontology annotation, cellular component: nucleus; MCM complex. NCBI's taxonomy places the organism in Eukaryota, Viridiplantae, Streptophyta, Magnoliopsida, Fabales, Fabaceae. The transcript is spliced from 11 exons. The record is from RefSeq and is a predicted model, not a curated record. Bases 822 to 1619 code for a protein of 265 amino acids. Gene Ontology annotation, molecular function: ATP binding; single-stranded DNA helicase activity; single-stranded DNA binding.
GAAGAAAUCACUCCACCAAAGGCGGUUGAUUUCUGUCACAUUACUGAUAACACCUAUGAGUUGAAAGAGGUUAUAAAAAUGGAAGCUGAAAUACUUAAGUCACUAAACUUUGAAAUGGGCAAUCCUCAUGUUAACACAUUUCUAAAUGAGUUUAUUGGGUUUGCAACUGAGAAUCAAAAGACUUCAAAAUUGCAAAUGGAGUUUCUAUGCAAUUACCUUGCUGAGCUAAGCUUGUUGGACUAUGAAUGUAUACGAUUCUUGCCGUCUACUGUUGCUGCAUCUGUUAUAUUUCUUGCCAGAUUUAUUAUUCGACCUGGUGUUCAUCCUUGGGUAAAUAUUCAUCAUUAUUUACUUUAAUCUAUUUGUUUCUGUGAUUGAGUUGGGCAAUAAUUUCUGUGAUUAGAGGACUGAUUACUAGCAUCUUUAUUGGCUUAAUUUAUAGUGUCAUUGUGUUGAAACUGAACCUCACAACUGGUUUAGUCCCUAAUCUCAAUGUUUCAGUUGCACUUCUUGGUUUUGUGUUCAUUAAACUUUGGACUAAGAUUCUUGAGAAAGCAAAUAUUGUUUCAAAACCUUUCACUAGACAGGAGAAUACCAUUAUUCAGACUUGUGCUGUUGCAUGCUACAGUGCUUCUUAUGGAGGUGGUUUUGGGUCUUACCGCCGGAUGAAAUAGUUAUUUACUUUUAGUUCACUCUCUUUUCCUCAAUUGGUUGUUGUCAUUUGUGUGUGAAGGAGACUUUUGCCUGACAUUUUCAGAUUUCUUGAGCAAGAUGUUGCGAACCACAAAACUCGAUCUGUUGAAAUUGAUCUCGACGACUUAAUGAACUACAAGGAUCUAGAUGAGGAAUUUCUGACGCGAGUUACUGAGAAUACUCGAAGAUAUGUAGGGAUUUUUGCUGAUGCCAUUGAUGAGCUCAUGCCGGAGCCUACUGAGGCGUUUAUUGAUGAUGACCAUGACAUUUUGAUGACUCAGAGGUCUGAUGAAGGAACUGAAGGUGCUGAUGGGUCUGACCCGCACCAGAAGAUGCCUUCUGAAAUCAAACGCUUUUUUGAAGUUUAUGUUAAAGCAUCUUCUAAAGGACGGCCUUUUACAAUUAGGGAGGUGAAAGCUUCAAACAUUGGCCAGCUUGUAAGAUUAGCUGGUAUAGUCACUCGAUGCUCUGAUGUCAAACCAUUGAUGCAGGUUGCUGUGUACACCUGUGAGGAUUGUGGCUUUGAAAUCUACCAGGUAGCUCCGGGUGAUGUUGUUGAACUAUCAGGGAUUUUUCUUCCUAUACCUUAUGUUGGUUUUAGAGCAAUGCGUGCUGGCCUAGUUGCUGACACAUACUUAGAGGCCAUGUCUGUUUCUCAUUUUAAGAAAAAAUAUGAAGAAUAUGAACUUAGAGGAGAUGAGGAAGAGCAGAUCAAACGUUUAGCAGAAGAUGGUGAUAUCUAUGAUAAGCUGGCAAGGUCACUAGCUCCUGAAAUUUUUGGACAUGAAGAUAUUAAGAAAGCACUGCUGCUGCUUCUUGUUGGUGCACCCCACCGGCAAUUGAAAGAUGGAAUGAAGAUUAGAGGAGAUCUACAUAUAUGUUUGAUGGGGGAUCCUGGUGUUGCCAAAAAUUUUCGUAUACCUUAGACAGCGCUUUUGUAAAAAGCGCUGUCUAAGGGGGGGAUUAGAAAGCGCUUUAGGCAAAAGCGCUGUCUAAGGGGGGGCUUAGACA